Messenger RNA from Closterium sp. Naga37s-1, 1320 nucleotides. The record is from the annotation of a GenBank genome assembly. NCBI's taxonomy places the organism in Eukaryota, Viridiplantae, Streptophyta, Zygnematophyceae, Desmidiales, Closteriaceae.
AUGUCGAACGUGCAAGAUCGAGUCGACGAGGAGAAUGGCGGCGAGAUGGGCACCGAAGCUGCUGCACGCGCCCCGAGGAACCUCCUGUGGUGGUUCCCCAGCCGAGGCGGCAAUUGGAGCUUCGGUUGGCGAAAAAUCCAAAUCUCCGACAGCAGUACGGCGACAGAUGCGACGCCGGAUGCGACAGCAGCGAGCGCAUCGCCCACCGAGACGACUGAGCCUGCAGCGCUGUCAGAAAUCGUCGACUAUUCGAAAGACAACAGCGGAGGAGAAGCAGCAGCAUGUGCGCCCGCGGCGCGAAUGUGGCGGUGGGUGUGGUCGCGGCGCGACAUACUGCUGAUGAGCACGGCGUUCCUUUUCUUCUUCGUGGCGUUCAACGCGUUGCAGAACGUCGCGACGAGCAUCCACGGCGCGAGCAACAUCGGCGCGCUCUCCAUGGGCGUGCUUUACGCCGUCAUUGUCGUCACCGCGCCGCUCGCGCCCUUCCCCAUCCGCUUCUGGCGAGCGCGCGCCGCAAUUCUCGUGGCGCAGACGGGGUUCUGGGCUUUUAUCGGCUCCAACGCGUUUACUAUAGAGUGGCUGCUUCUGCUCGCGUCGUGCUACCUCGGAGUCUGCUGGUCCGUUGUCUGGGUGGCUCAGGGAGUGUACCUCGUUGCUGCCGCGGGUGUCUACAGUAAACGUUACAACAAGCCUAUGGAUGUUGUGCGGUCGGUGUCCGCUUCUGCGGUGUCCGGGCGGCCAAUUUUGACUCGGUCUGCGACGUUUAAACGGAUGACAGUGACAGUGGGCGGGGGGAGCAAGGAGGGGGAGGGGAGGAACGCGUGGCAGCUGCUGUUUGAUCGAAAGCUGCUGCUGCUGAUUCCGCUGCUCUUCUACUCGGGACUGCAGGCUGCUUAUAUCAGUGCUGACUUCACGCGCUAUGUGGUGCAGCCGCUGCUGGGAGCGCAGUGGAUGGGCGGAGCCAUGAUGGUCUUUGGAGUCGCCAUUGCCGUCGUGAUUCGCUUCGCCAAGGGGCUCUCAUCGAUUCGCCUCAUGCUGCUGCUGGGUGCUGCCUCGCAGACAGCCGUGCUCAUUCUCACAUGGCUCUUUCAGGACAGAGCCAUGUCCCAGCCAGCAGCAUUCGCGCUGGUGUUAAGCUGUGCUCUGCUGUGGGGAAUCGGCGCCACUGCGUUCCAAUCGCAGAUCACAGCGCUCCUGCCAUUGGUCUUCCCCUCUGACGUGGACGCAGCAUACGCGCCUGUGAUUUCCCGGAGCAGUGCUGCCUCCAUGUGCCUCCUCUCGUGCCCUCUCUCUCACUCCCGUCCCCCCCCCCCCCCUUGA